GCGCUUGUACCCACCCGGCAGCGGUCUGGGUCUUUGGUGGCAUUUCAGCGGCGGGGGGCUUCGGUCGGUCGGUCCGCAUCUUCAGCAGCACUGAAGGGCCCCCUGACCCCGAAGAUCCGGACUGCCACCAGACCAGGGCCCUGCGGGGCCUGGGGCAAAUUGCCCCACUUCCUCACCCCUCCCCGGGCAGCUCUGAUAGCUACGUGGAGCUUGGGGAGGGAGCGAGGAUUGUCUGGAGUAGGCUGCAACUCUGUAGCACUUUGGACAGAGCAGUGCAGGCGGGAGAAGAGAAGGAGCUCCAGAUGGGCUGCUGAGAAUGAGGAAGGUGCUGUGGCCAUGGGGAAGUGGUCUGGGGAAAUGCAGUGAUGGUAGAAGCAAAGGAACGCAGCCACUUUAUGCAUGCAUACCGCAUCAUAGAAAAGACAUGAGCAGCAAUGGAAGACAUAGAAUCUGUGGAACUGCAUAUGGCUAAACAAAAGAUCGCAGUUGUUGGUGCUGGCUUGAUUGGCCUCUCAACAGCAGUGUACAUUUCAGAAUCUAUCUCCAAGUGCUCUGUGACUGUAAUUUCGGACAAAUUUACUCCCAACACAACGAGCGAUGUAGCAGCCGGAAUGCUUAUUCCACACACUUAUCAAGGCAUACCAAUUCAUCAGCAAAAGCAGUGGUUUAGGGAGACCUUCGACUAUCUUUUUGAAAUCAAUAAUUCAUCGGAGGCUUCAGAUGCUGGCAUUAAUCUGGUGUCUGGCUGGCAGAUCUUUAAAACCAUUCCUGAUGAAGUGUUACCAUUCUGGUCUGAUGUUGUCCUGGGAUUUCGCUCAAUGACUGAAGAGGAGCUGAAGAAAUUUCCACAGCACAGAUUUGGUCAGGCUUUUACUACACUGAAAUGUGACGGCCCAUCCUAUCUGCUAUGGUUGGAGAAAAGGUUGAAAGAGAAUGGCAGCCAGGUGUAUGCUAGACGAAUUGAAGAUCUGUGGGAACUACAUAGCAAAUAUGACAUAGUUAUCAACUGUUCAGGCAUUGGAUCCAGAGAACUCAUGGGUGACUUGGAGAUACACCCCAUCAGAGGCCAAGUACUCAAGGUCGAUGCUCCUUGGGUGAAUCACUUCAUCCGGGAUGGGGAUGGUUUAACCUACAUCUAUCCAGGAAUACACAAUGUAACAUUAGGUGGGACAAGGCAAAAGGACAACUGGAGCUUGUCCCCAGAUCCUAGAAGUAGCAAAGAUAUAUUUGACAGAUGUUGUGCUCUUGAACCCUCACUUCAAAGAGCCCAGGACAUAAAGGUGAGGGUGGGUCUGAGGCCAUCCAGGUUCACUGUGAGACUGCAGAAAGAGAUACUGGUCCAUGAUGGGAAAAAACUGCCCGUGGUCCACAACUAUGGACAUGGUUCGGGUGGCUUUUCAGUGCACAGGGGCACUGCUAAAGAGGCUGCUCGACUGGUGGGAGAAUGCAUUGCUGCUCUGGAAGGCUCCUCUUUGAAGGCAAAGUUAUAAUCACUGGGGCCUCCUUUUCAGUUAUUGUUUGGCUAUUAUAAAUCUACUAGUAAUACCUUUGGAAUGUUAUUCUAUAAGCAAUGGAAGAAGCUGCGUGCCACAUUCUGAACUGUAGCCAAGUGCUUGUUUUGUGAAAAAUGUUUGCCCACAGGUGAUAGGGUGUUUUUGUUUUAUUUUUCUGUGAGUUCAUUCAAGAGUAUAAUGAUUGUCUAGUUUCACCCACAUAGCUGUUGUUGGGGCAUGAGAUGCACUGGGUGAGGUAAGACCCAAGGAUCUUGAAAGGUGUGCUGUGGGAGGUAUAGAUUUGAUAGAGACAGUAGUUUUAUGUCUGUUUACAACAAUGUGUAACCCCAAAAACCUCCUUUGUUCUAUGACCAUGGAAGUGUCAAUGGGCCAUUUCACUUUGAAUGGCAUGCAUUAACUCCUCUGUUUAACUAUCUGUUCCACCUUGCAUUUAGAUGUGACACUCUGAUUUACAGACCUGAAUAAAACCUCUCUGCGUAGCUUGAAA
Molecule: messenger RNA, 2001 nt
Organism: Mauremys mutica (yellowpond turtle)
Lineage: Eukaryota; Metazoa; Chordata; Testudines; Geoemydidae
Gene: DDO
Product: D-aspartate oxidase
Exons: 6
Coding region: 435-1490 (351 amino acids)
Molecular function (GO): FAD binding; D-amino-acid oxidase activity
Source: RefSeq, a predicted model, not a curated record